Messenger RNA from Micromonas commoda, 1198 nucleotides. RefSeq lists its product with no specific name. Bases 1 to 1164 code for a protein of 387 amino acids. Gene Ontology annotation, molecular function: galactokinase activity; ATP binding. Gene Ontology annotation, biological process: galactose metabolic process. Gene Ontology annotation, cellular component: cytosol. The transcript is spliced from 2 exons. Lineage: Eukaryota; Viridiplantae; Chlorophyta; Mamiellophyceae; Mamiellales; Mamiellaceae. The record is from RefSeq and is a predicted model, not a curated record.
AUGGGGACGACGGGGAGCUCCGACCCACCGCCGGGUUCCGUGGAGUUGUUCGUCUGCGGCAGGCUGUGCCUGCUCGGCGAGCACAGCGACUGGGCGGGCGGGUUCAGGUCUUCGAACCCUCACAUCGAGAAGGGCUACUGCCUGGUGGCUGGCACGAGCGAGGGCCUGCGCGCGACCGUGUCUUCGCUCCCAGGGCCCGACGCCUCGCGCGUCCUCUCGAUGACGUCCACGACGGAUACCGGCGAGCGGCGGACGCGAACCUUCAACCUCCGCGAUCCGGGCUCACUCCUGGAGGAGGCCAGAGCUGGCGGCUUCUGGUGCCACGUCGCGGGCACGGCCCAUCACAUGGUGACGACGUUCGGCCCGAAGAUCGCGCACUCCAUCGCCAUCGACAACUACGACACGAACCUCCCCGUCAAGAAGGGCCUCUCGUCCUCCGCGGCGGUGUGCGUCCUGGUCGCCAGGGCCUUCUCGCGCGUCUUCGACCUCGGCCUGACCGUCCGCGACGAGAUGGACGCCGCGUACCGCGGCGAGCGAACCACGCCGAGCCGAUGCGGCCGGAUGGAUCAGGCGUGCGCGUUUGGCCCCGGGCGGGUGUCGCUCCUCUCCUUCGACGGCGACAGCCUCGACGUCACCCCGAUCGAGGACGUGGGCGGGCCCGACGGGUUCCACUUCGUGCUCGCGGACCUCGGGGCUGGCAAGGACACGGUGCGGAUACUUCGCGACUUGCAGGCGGCGUACCCGAAGGCGUCUACCGAUGAUUACAAAAGAUUGCACGAGCUCCUCGGGCCAUUCAACGCGAAAACGUGCGCUGCGGCGGUGGACGCGAUGGCGAGGGGGGACGCGCGUGAGCUCGGCGAGGUGUACGCCCGCGCGCAGGCGGCGUUUGACGAACGCGCCGGGGCGGUGUGCCCCACGCAGCUGGGCCAUCUCGGGUCACCGGUGCUGAGGGCGGUGCUGACCAGCGAGCGGAUGCGAGAAUUCGCGUGGGGCGGGAAAGGGGUGGGGUCGCAGGGAGACGGGACGGUGCAGCUGCUGUGCCGGGGGGAGGCCGGGAUGGCGGGGUGCGAGGAGGUGCUGCGGCGGGACUUCGGGCUCGUCCACACCAUCCGACUCGUCAUACCCCCGCGUCGACGCGACCCGAGCUCGCUGGCCGACGCGUAGUCAAAAUCUCUAAAAUAAACCCGAUAGCUACACC